AAGUUUCCGAGUGGCUCCGUUUCCAUCAGCCAGGGCCCAGGUGGCAAUGGCGUCAGUGUUCAAGCAAACUUUUCUGCCUUGCCGGCAGAGGGAGGACCAUUCCUCUAUCAUAUUCAUCAGAAGCCAGUUGGGCCAGAUGGGAAUUGCACUGCUGCUGGAGGCCACUUGGCACCCCAUUCAAGCCAAUACCCUUGCCAAGAUCCUAAUCAUCCGGAAGAUUGUGAGGCUGGCGACCUGUCAGGCAAGCACGGCAAGAUCAACGGCACAACCUUUUCUGCGACCCCUCAAAGUUACGUCGAAGACUUUGUCUCAAAUCGAAAUGAGGCCGGCUGUCUGCAAUGCAUGACAGAUCGCAGCAUCGUUGUGCACUUCGCCAAUCAGACGGCCAUCACAUGCGCCAAUCUU
Pseudocercospora fijiensis CIRAD86 is the source of this 405-nucleotide messenger RNA. RefSeq lists its product as uncharacterized. NCBI's taxonomy places the organism in Eukaryota, Fungi, Ascomycota, Dothideomycetes, Mycosphaerellales, Mycosphaerellaceae. The annotation marks the transcript as partial. The record is from RefSeq and is a predicted model, not a curated record. Gene Ontology annotation, biological process: superoxide metabolic process. The transcript is spliced from 3 exons. Gene Ontology annotation, molecular function: metal ion binding.